Messenger RNA from Rhopilema esculentum, 3312 nucleotides. Lineage: Eukaryota; Metazoa; Cnidaria; Scyphozoa; Rhizostomeae; Rhizostomatidae. The record is from RefSeq and is a predicted model, not a curated record.
AAGGCGGGGGAGGGCUGAGUCCCCAAAAUCAAGAAAACUUUUUACGAAGGAGUCAUAAGUAUUUUCUACCACUCCGCCUCUUUUAUCCCUGUGAUGAGAUGGCGCGAAAGUUUCUCCAGCACGAUGGAUGGCGCUAAUGUAAAUCGUGCUUGGAAGUCAACAUAGUUUUGUUUGGAUUGAGAAUUUUCAGAAAUGAAGCGGUCGGCAGCACCUUCUGUGGCUCUCGAGCACUCGAUCAAAUCUACGAAGAUAGGAAAAUUUGCAACGCCAUUUAAAGACGCUACAAUCACUGCAACUGGGAGUUGUAGGGCUGGUGAUAAGGAGAAUGUGCAAAUUGGCGAUUCCGUAAAACUCUUUUAUGAUAGCAAAAGCCAAGAUGUUCAGACUGCCAUCUCUAAUGAAGAUGUUAAAAGAUAUUUCAAUGUCGUCUGGUGCAAGGCAUCAAGGAAGAAACACAAGACCUGGGACAAUGAUGGUAUCCUUAUUGUGAAUGGCAGAUUUGCUACAUUGAAAGACUUGGAGGGCAAGGACAUUGGACGAACUUCAGGCUUGAAGUCAUCAGAACUUGAGUCCCUGUGUGAAGGCUCCGCCUUGUCUAUUGGUGGCAAAGAUGUAGAGAUUUUGAACGAAUUAUCGGAGGAUUCUUAUAAAAGUGGGCGAUGUUUCAGCCAAACAAUUGAAGAAACCAAUUUGCCUGCCGGAAAAACGAUGCUGACCUACAAUGCACCAUUUUCUCUUCCCCACCCUGCACUUCCUCGAAGUUCUUGCUUAUCUAAGUUAGCUAAGCCGAAAACCAUUAGACCAAGACACAACCCUGAAGCAGAUGGUGCUGUAGUACUACCCAGGCCUAAUUCUAACCUUCAGUGGAAGCAAAAUAAGCAGGGCUGUCCUAUAGUGGAUGUAGUAGUUGACCCAGUCAUAUCAUCGCACUUACGUCCACAUCAAAAGGAUGGCGUCAUAUUCUUGUACAAAUGCAUUAUGGGAAUGGGAGAAUUCAAUGGCAAUGGAGCCAUUCUUGCCGAUGAAAUGGGUCUUGGUAAGACCCUCCAAUGCAUUUCCUUAAUAUGGACGCUGCUGAAGCAAGGUCCGUAUUCCUCGAAACCGGUAAUUAAAAGAGCUUUGGUGGUCACGCCAGGAAGUCUUGUGAAGAACUGGUACACAGAAUUUAAAAAGUGGCUUGGAAGUGAGAGGGUCAGAGUGCUUGCUGUAAGCUCUGCAAAACAUAUAGAGGAAUUUGGGAAGUCACUAAUUCACCCAGUGAUGGUUGUGAGUUACGAAAUGCUGCUUCGCUACAUAUCAAAAGUAAAAUGCUUUGGAUUCGAUCUGUUAGUUUGUGAUGAAGCACACAGACUGAAGAAUUUCAGUAUUAAGACGUCAGCGGCGAUAACCAGUCUUUGUAUUGAGCGUAUUAUUUUGCUGACGGGGACGCCAAUUCAGAAUGAUCUAAAGGAGUUCUUCACUCUGGCGCAGCUUUGCAAUCCAGGAAUAUUUGGUACCUCAUCAUCAUUUCGUCAAGUGUUUGAAAAUCCAAUCAACAAAAGUCAACAACCAAACUGCUCGGUUGAUGAUGAUGAGCUUGGCAAACAGAGAGCUGCUGAGCUCAAGAGGUUAGCUGCUUCAUUUGUGUUGCGAAGAACGGCAGAAAUCAACAGCAGUUAUCUCCCAGCUAAAGUUGAGCUUGUUGUGUUUUGUAAUACAUCAUCACUACAAAAGAGACUUUAUCAAGCUGCGAUAAGGUCAAGAAUGGUUCGCUCCUGCUUGUCGUCAUAUUACAGAGGUUCACAGCAUCUUAUUUGUAUUUCGGCCUUGAAGAAGCUAUGCAAUCAUCCAGUUCUGCUUCUCAAUGCAACUAGGAAGAACACCAACCCUGCAAGUCGUUAUAAAAGUGGGGAAGAUGAGGACGAUAUUCUUCUUGAAGACGAGGACUGUCUUUAUGAUGAUCUCUACACUGUAUUUCCAAAUGCUUACGAAAGCUGCUAUGAAGCAGCAGAUUCUGGAAAGCUAAAAGUCUUAGACCGUCUGCUAUGUGCAUUUAAAGACCAGCACGAAAAAGUUGUCAUCGUUUCGAAUUCUACCAAGACUUUGGAUGUUAUUGAGUCGCUCCUGAAAACAAAGGCCCAAACAUACUUACGGUUAGAUGGACAAACAUCGAUGAGUGACCGGAUGAAACUAGUUGAUCGCUUUAACAGUAAUUUUUCUGAUAUUGACGUCUUCAUGCUUAGCUCCAAAGCCGGUGGAACAGGUUUGAAUUUGAUUGGAGCAUCAAGACUGGUAUUGUAUGACAUUGAUUGGAACCCUGCCAAUGAUCUUCAGGCGAUGGCUAGGAUAUGGCGCGAUGGGCAGAAGAAGAAAGUCCAUAUUUACCGACUUCUUACUACUGGGACUAUUGAAGAGAAAAUCUUUCAACGUCAAGUGAAAAAGCAAAGUUUGAGUGGAUCGGUUGUUGAUUCAGGUUCCAGCAAAGCUAAUUUUUCUCACGAAGACAUUAAGGAUCUGUUUACUUUCCAUGAAUCAACAACUUGCAGCACCCAUGAGCUUUUGAGCUGCAAUUGCCGAUAUUUGGAGUACGAGGUGCCCGUAGAAUCGACAACGGCCGAAACUACACGAUCAAGUCAGCUUGGAAUCAAUCCAAAAAAGACUGAAAAAAAACAAAGUUCAAUGGCUGAGUUAAUGUCUUGGACGCAUAUCGAGCCACCUUGCACAGAAAAGUUGAAGGACCAAGUUCUGGCAAGCUGUCUACAAGAUGUUAGUUUCAUUUUCCAAUACGAAUCAAAAGAAUGUAACUAAAGCUUUAUGCGUGUUGCAACCAAAAACUUUCCGUGUGUUUAAUUAAUUUAUUAUAAAAAUUAUAAAUAUUAUAAAAUUUUGCAAGAAAAUGUUUGUCUUUUUUUCGAUACUGCUAGAGCUCUUGAUGUAAAUUACUAAGGGACCAUCAUCGGUCAUCAAAUCUAGCAGACAGAAAAUAACCGAGAUGGGAAAUAUGCGAGUUUUACUGUAAAUUAUAUUUACAAUUACACUCUUUUUUAUAAGAACCAGUAAAUUUAAGUUCAGGCUGACUGUUCUUAAUUUUUUCGAAAAUCUGAGGCUGGAUUGUUCUUAAUCUGUUCUUAAAUUAAGAGGGUGUAAGCAAUGCUAUUGUUAGGUUUUUCGCUCUAAGGAGGUGUUCAGGCCUCAUUUGCCAACAAAGUGAGUGAGACAGCCUUAAUUUGCUGACAAAUUUGAAUAUUCACCGAAAAAGCACCCACUCAUCGCUAAAAUCCUCGAUUUUGAGAAAAAACGUUGUUCAAAAUUGCAUUUUGCAGAAGCUCAGGC